UACCAGUCUCGCUGCCGCCUCGAACCGGUACAUGUAACUCUCCUUCCUAAUAGUAAUGUUCUCAAGCCAGCAUAAGGGUCGGAUGUUUCCACUGUUCUGACGCGUCGUUAGUGUGGAUAUUCUGAUAGUGCGACUCCGAAAACGACAGUCUGUGAGGACUGUUUAAGGUGGAAAGUGUGUGUGAGGGAAAACGGAUAUUUUUUGGAUCGAAUCGUGAGCGAAUUUUGAGAUAAAGAAAAAUGUCGCUGAAGAGACUGACAUUGAUAUGGAUGUUAGUCAUCCUUUUGGCGGUAGUUCCUUCGAAACAAGCGAGUGUUCGAGAGCGUUUCCCAAAGGGCGCCUCCGGAAGCGCCCCGAGGCAAGCCGAAGGAAAAACAGCUAACCAAAACCCACAAUUUGGAAACUCAGUUCAGAACCCCGCCAUAAGGGACGCAGAUCGAGGCAACAGCAGUUUUUCCAGAGGUGUGCCUGACGCGGCGCUGAGUCCAGAGGUCGAGGACUUCAAGAACUACUCUGGCUGGCGGAUCCUAAGAGUCUACCCGCCGGAUGCCGUCGCCCUGGACGACUUGGUCGCGAUGCUUUUGGAUAUGAGUCAGCUGGUGGUACUUGGCAUCUUCAAGGAAAAGAUGGUGGUCGAGGUGGCACUCCCAGGCAAUGCCACUUUGGACGAGGCAAUGCCCGAGUCGCGCUUCUCCUUCUGCGGCUUCGAUGGCCAGCGGAAGGGCGGCUCUCUCCUGAGGGGAAAAGGGGAAAUGUGCGGGAGCGAUGCCAGCGGGAAGGACAUCGGCAACAGCACGUCAGGGAGCGACGUGGGGAAGGAGGUCGUGGGCUGGGAGACUCUGAAGACCAUUGAGGACGAUUAUGCAACGAAACUGGAUGGAACAGAACCGUUCGCAUGGGACAACUUCUACCGCUACGAAUCUAUUGUUACUUUCAUCAAGGAAUUAGCGCUCCAGUAUUCCGGUGUCGAGUACAUAGAGAUCGGCAGAAGCGUCGAGGGAAGGUCUUUGUAUGCUCUGCUCUUCGCCAAAAAAGCCAAAAGUCUGAAAAAGAAGUACUUGCGGAACAUAAAAAAAGAACGCAGAAGAAACAAGACGGGUAGAAAGCCUUUCCCAAAACUCAAGAACAGCACAGGACGGAAUAAGAAGCCCGUUGUUUUGAUGGAAGGAGCCGCCCACGCCCGCGAGUGGAUCUCCCCGGCCGUGGCGACCUACCUGGCGCAGCAGCUGGCGGACUCCGGCAAGACCUUCCUGAAGCGCGUGACGGUGAUCCUGGUGCCGGUCCUGAACCCCGACGGCUACGAGUACUCGCACACCACCGACCGGCUGUGGCGCAAGAACCGGCGGCCGAACUCCGGCUCCGGCUGCACGGGCGUCGACCUCAACCGCAACUUCGACAUGGCCUUCGGGAAUCCCUCGGGCUCCAGCGACGACCCUUGCUCCCCGAUCUACCACGGCGCCGAGGCCUUCUCCGAGCCCGAGACGAGCGCCCUGCGGGACCUGGCCGGCGCGUUCAGCAAGGACGUCAAUAUCUACAUAAGUCUUCACAGCUACGGGAAGCUCAUCAUGUACCCCUGGUCGUACAUCUACGGCUCGGCCCCGAAUAGGAAGCAGCUUAAGGACGUCGCUAGGAAAAUGAGCAGACAUUUUAAGAACAACGGCUAUAAAGGCUUCCUACAUGGCCAGUCAUCCUCCCUGCUGUACAAGGCAUCCGGAGUGUCAGACGAUUACAUGUACAGCGUCGGAGUAGACUACUCGUACACCAUCGAACUCCAAGGCCUGGACUUCAUCAUGAAACCGAAGCACAUUGUCCCAGUCUCAGAAGCCAUGUGGAACACGCUGGUUUGUUCCAUCGGGGAUAUUUCCAAUACGAAGGCAGUCAAACGUUUCUGCGGGAAGAGGCUCGUGAAGACGACACUCGGAGACGGGGCGACUGCGAGUGGAUGGUUCAGGAGGCGCGUGUCCUUGAGGCGGGCAGAGCAGAUCAUCAGAUGCAAAAAUCUCGCUAAGAAAAGAGGUAUUUCGAGUGAUUCGGACGAUAGCUGUAAAUAUCGAAAAGGAAAAAGGACUCAUAAUAAAAGGUAGAAGCCAG
This is a messenger RNA of Penaeus vannamei (Pacific white shrimp), 2091 nucleotides long. RefSeq lists its product as uncharacterized. NCBI's taxonomy places the organism in Eukaryota, Metazoa, Arthropoda, Malacostraca, Decapoda, Penaeidae. Gene Ontology annotation, molecular function: zinc ion binding; metallocarboxypeptidase activity. The record is from RefSeq and is a predicted model, not a curated record. Gene Ontology annotation, biological process: proteolysis.